Messenger RNA from Helobdella robusta, 1140 nucleotides. RefSeq lists its product as hypothetical. The record is from RefSeq and is a predicted model, not a curated record. Bases 1 to 1140 code for a protein of 379 amino acids. NCBI's taxonomy places the organism in Eukaryota, Metazoa, Annelida, Clitellata, Rhynchobdellida, Glossiphoniidae. The transcript is spliced from 7 exons.
AUGAUUACGGGUGAUGGUAAUAAAAUCCGGGUCGAUGCCGGAUCGAAUACGGGUGCUGGCAAUAAAACCUGGUCCAGCGCCGGCGCGAAUAAGAGUGCUUACGAUAAAUCCGGGCCGAUGCCGGCGCGAAUACGACUUGUUGGCGCAAAAAUCCGGGACGAUGUUGGCGUGACGAUUACGAGCCGGCGCCGGAACUUUUUUCACAUCCAUCUCCGUUUUGCUGCUGUGGACCGUCAACAAGCCGGCAUCGAUGCCGGCAUUCGGCCAGCAUUUUACCGGAAAAUUUUGCUAUCUGGAUGGGUCUUGAAAUCCGCUCUGAACUUCUUAAGUGGUGAAGUUGUUAGAGAAGGAGGUUUUCUAGCAUUGUGUAGGACCCCAGCUGAUGAAUAUUCAAUGUUAUCAAAUUGGUUGCUAGCAAUAUCAAAGUGUAUAAAAGUCCAUCAAUUUGAUGAAUUCAUUGAAUCUGCCGAAAAGGCACUGGAGUUGAGUGUGGAAAUAAAAAAUAUUUGUAAAGCCAUUGUCCCUGAAGUUUCAUUUGAUGAAAAAAUCAACAUAAUUAACAAAAACAUUGAGGAAUUGGAGGAAAGCCAAUGCAGGUUCAACCAAUGUGAGGACCAAGGUGAGGUGGAAGUUGACUCAGCCAGAGGGCAACUGAAGGAAGCAGUGAUCAUCUUUUUUGAUGAAUUGUUGAAAUUUUUCCCCGAUGUCGGUCUUACCAAGAUGAUAAUUAAUAAUGAUCUGGAAGCUAAUGAUGAUGAUGAAGAAGAAGAUAGUAAUAAUAAUAAUAAUAACAAUAGUGAUAAUAAUAACAAUAAUAAUAAUAGAAAUUCAUCAUCAUCAUUAUCACCAACAACUAAGAAGAUAAGGUCACAGCAAGAAAGAGGUGAUGAUUUUUAUGAUGAUGACGAUGAUAUUGAUGGUUUUCGAAAUCAGAUCCUGAAUGCGCGAAGGAAACGCAGAAGAAGGUGGACAGAGGAUGAAGAGAUUGAAUUUGUUGAGGUAGUUGGCAGGCAUGGUGUUGGAAAGGCUCUACUAGGAAUCAGAGAAAUCAACAACACGCCACACAUCGUAUACGAAUACGUGCUAAACGACGCAUCGCACGAGAUGGGCUGUGUGUUCGAACCAGGUCACGCACUGUGA